UUAGAAGGUACGGUAUGCAUAGAUGCAGUUCGCAGCCGCUUUGGUAAACUUCCACGCCAAGACUCCACGAUGCGUUGAUUCCUUGGAGGGUUAAGGAUGUGCAACGAAACGACGCCACCAGUCGGAAACGAAGACCGACGAGGUUGCUGUCGACGACCACUACUACGGUAACAACAGCACUACCCGAUUGACAGGAUUUAGGACUUUGUCUGUGCCCUACUUCAAAAGAUGCCCCGAAAACCCGACUAUAAGAUUGAUUUGAAUCUCAAAGAAGAAAAUGACGGCUAUCAUUUAAUUGCCACGGCGCCGGGACCCUUGGGUCGCAAGAAUUUGGCCCAUCAAGAAAAGCAAAUGCUGGCUUCUGGAUCUGCCGGUGCCGACGGUAAUAGUACUUCAGCCAUGGCGGCCAGCAGUCAACAACAAAAAGCCUUGCAGUCGAAACUACAAUCCAAAGCCAUGUCAGUUGCUACCAAACCAGGCCAACAGAUUCUCAUGAAUGCCUUUAUGCUGUGGAUGUCGGGCAAGACGUUGAAUAUUUUCUCCAUUAGUGUCACCAGUCAGGCCAUUUUGGGACCCAUCAACAGCAUACUGAGUUUGGACAAAACCUUUGGGCCCAUGCAAGAUCAAAAUGCCGAUGUUUCGAUCCCCAAGUUGAUUUUUGUGGCGUUGAAUAUGGUGUGGCUUGGCAUUGGCUUGUACAAGAUGACUUCUAUGCGUUUGUUACCUACCACCAGCGCCGAUUGGACGGGUUCCAUCGUGUGGAAAGAUAUGAUGGAAAUUACCAGUAUUCCACCCACGUAAAUAACAAUACAAAAGACGAGAGUACAUGUAGGAAAGAAUCAAAUCGUCUAUAGUUGCUGAAAUGGGAGAGGACUUCAGUAGUCAUAUUUCACUCCUAGAGAGUUUAGGAAAAGUCUCUACGAACCAAGUACAAUAAAUUAGGUUGGUUUCAAGAGAGGUGAGUCUUUCUCGUUGGCACGUUCAAUAGCUGUAUGGUACGGGUUUGCUCCUCGUUCUUUGGCUUGAUCUUGGUGCUCGUGUUUAUUAGAACAAUCUGUGGUCUGUUUGCAUGUAUAGAAAAUGAAGCAACCUACUACUAGCUAGUAAGAGAAUACAAAAGUUAGGAUAGUCAAGCAGUAGAAUACUGUCAGCCCUUAUCUUUUUCGUCUGGGCUACCAGUACGAAUGUCCUUUCUGGAAUCGAAUCGGUGCGAGGGAGUGGAGGGAUCAUUGUCCUUUCUUGUUUUUUGAGAAACCCAAAAUUGAAAUUGUGAGAACCCAAAAUUGAAAUUGUGAGAAACCCAAAAUUGAAAUUGUGAGAAACCCAAAAUUGGAAUUG
This is a messenger RNA of Seminavis robusta, 1338 nucleotides long. Lineage: Eukaryota; Bacillariophyta; Bacillariophyceae; Naviculales; Naviculaceae. The record is from the annotation of a GenBank genome assembly.